This is a messenger RNA of Puma concolor (puma), 5715 nucleotides long. NCBI's taxonomy places the organism in Eukaryota, Metazoa, Chordata, Mammalia, Carnivora, Felidae. The record is from RefSeq and is a predicted model, not a curated record.
AUGAGACAGUUCUGGGUGGCCCUCAUUGGUUUCUCUCCCCUCUGCACAGGGCUAGCCAGCAGCCCCGAGUGUGCUUGUGGUCGGAGCCACUUCACAUGUGCGGUGAGUGCCCUCGGCGAGUGUACCUGCAUCCCCGCCCAGUGGCAGUGUGAUGGAGACAACGACUGUGGGGACCACAGCGAUGAGGAUGGAUGUAUGCUGCCCACCUGUUCCCCUCUUGAUUUUCACUGUGACAAUGGCAAGUGCAUCCGCCGCUCCUGGGUGUGUGAUGGGGACAACGACUGUGAAGACGACUCAGAUGAGCAGGACUGUCCCCCCCGGGAGUGUGAGGAGGACGAGUUCCCCUGCCAGAACGGCUACUGCAUCCGGAGCCUGUGGCACUGUGAUGGUGACAAUGACUGUGGGGACAACAGUGAUGAGCAGUGUGACAUGCGCAAGUGCUCUGACAAGGAAUUCCGCUGCAGUGACGGAAGCUGCAUCGCUGAGCACUGGUACUGCGAUGGUGACACCGACUGCAAAGAUGGCUCUGACGAGGAGAGCUGUCCCUCAGCAGUGCCAGCGCCUCCCUGCAACCUGGAGGAGUUCCAGUGUGCUUACGGCCGCUGCAUCCUCGAUAUCUACCACUGUGAUGGUGAUGAUGACUGCGGGGACUGGUCUGACGAGGCCGACUGCUCCUCCCACCAGCCCUGCCGCUCUGGGGAGUUCAUGUGUGACAGUGGCCUGUGCAUCAACGCAGGCUGGCGCUGUGAUGGCGACGCGGACUGUGACGACCAGUCUGAUGAGCGCAACUGCACCACCUCCAUGUGUACCGCGGAACAGUUCCGCUGUCGGUCAGGUCGCUGCGUCCGCCUGUCCUGGCGCUGUGAUGGGGAGGAUGACUGUGCAGACAACAGUGAUGAAGAGGACUGUGAGAACACAGGAAGCCCCCAGUGUGCCUCAGACCAGUUCCUGUGCUGGAACGGGCGCUGCAUCGGGCAGAGGAAGCUGUGCAAUGGGGUCAACGACUGUGGUGACAACAGUGACGAAGGCCCACAGCAGAACUGCCGGCCCCGGACGGGUGAGGAGAACUGCAAUGUUAACAACGGUGGCUGCGCCCAGAAGUGCCAGAUGGUGCGGGGGGCAGUGCAGUGUACCUGCCACACAGGCUACCGGCUUACCGAGGAUGGGCACAUGUGCCAGGAUGUGAAUGAAUGUGCGGAGGAGGGGUAUUGCAGCCAGGGCUGCACCAACAGCGAAGGGGCCUUCCAGUGCUGGUGUGAAGCAGGCUACGAGCUCCGGCCCGACCGGCGCAGCUGCAAGGCUCUGGGGCCGGAGCCUGUGCUGCUGUUCGCCAAUCGCAUCGACAUCCGGCAGGUGCUGCCGCACCGCUCCGAGUACACAUUGCUGCUCAACAACCUGGAGAAUGCCAUUGCCCUUGAUUUCCACCACCGACGCGAGCUUGUCUUCUGGUCAGACGUCACCCUGGACCGGAUCCUCCGUGCCAACCUCAACGGCAGCAACGUGGAGGAGGUUGUGUCUACAGGGCUCGAGAGCCCAGGGGGCCUGGCUGUGGAUUGGGUCCAUGACAAACUCUACUGGACCGACUCAGGAACAUCAAGGAUUGAGGUGGCAAACCUGGACGGAGCCCAUCGGAAGGUGCUGCUGUGGCAAAACCUUGAGAAGCCCCGGGCUAUUGCCUUGCACCCCAUGGAGGGUACCAUUUACUGGACAGACUGGGGCAACACCCCCCGCAUUGAGGCCUCCAGCAUGGAUGGCUCUGGACGCCGCAUCAUUGCCGACACUCAUCUCUUCUGGCCCAAUGGCCUCACCAUUGACUAUGCCGGGCAUCGUAUGUACUGGGUGGAUGCUAAGCACCAUGUCAUCGAGAGGGCCAAUCUGGACGGGAGUCAUCGCAAGGCUGUCAUUAGCCAGGGCCUCCCCCACCCCUUUGCCAUCACCGUGUUUGAAGACAGCCUGUACUGGACAGACUGGCACACCAAGAGCAUCAACAGUGCUAACAAGUUUACUGGGAAGAACCAGGAGAUUAUUCGCAACAAACUCCAUUUCCCCAUGGACAUCCACACCUUGCACCCCCAGCGCCAGCCUGCAGGGAAAAACCGCUGUGGGGACAACAAUGGAGGCUGCACUCAUCUGUGUCUGCCCAGUGGCCAGAACUAUACUUGUGCCUGUCCCACUGGCUUCCGCAAGAUCAGCAGCCACGCCUGUGCCCAGAGUCUUGACAAGUUCCUGCUUUUUGCCCGAAGGAUGGACAUCCGUCGGAUCAGCUUCGACACAGAGGACCUGUCCGACGAUGUCAUCCCACUGGCUGACGUGCGCAGUGCUGUGGCCCUUGACUGGGACUCCCGGGAUGACCACGUGUACUGGACAGAUGUCAGCACUGACACCAUCAGCAGGGCCAAGUGGGAUGGAACAGGACAGGAGGUGGUGGUAGAUACCAGUUUGGAGAGCCCAGCAGGCCUGGCCAUUGAUUGGGUCACCAACAAGCUAUAUUGGACAGAUGCAGGUACAGACCGGAUUGAAGUGGCCAACACAGAUGGCAGCAUGAGGACAGUUCUCAUCUGGGAGAACCUUGAUCGUCCCCGGGAUAUCGUGGUGGAACCCAUGGGCGGGUACAUGUAUUGGACUGACUGGGGUGCAAGCCCCAAGAUUGAACGAGCUGGCAUGGAUGCCUCGGGCCGCCAGGUCAUCAUCUCUUCCAAUCUGACCUGGCCUAAUGGAUUAGCCAUUGACUACGGGUCCCAGCGGCUUUACUGGGCAGAUGCUGGCAUGAAGACCAUUGAAUUUGCUGGUCUGGAUGGCAGCAAGAGGAAGGUGCUGAUUGGAAGCCAGCUCCCCCACCCCUUUGGGCUGACCCUGUAUGGAGAGCGCAUCUAUUGGACUGACUGGCAGACUAAGAGUAUACAGAGUGCCGACCGGCUGACAGGACUGGACCGGGAGACCCUGCAGGAGAACUUGGAGAACCUUAUGGACAUCCAUGUCUUCCACCGCCGGCGGCCCCCAGUGUCCACGCCAUGUGCUAUGGAAAAUGGUGGCUGUAGCCAUCUGUGUCUUCGGUCCCCAAAUCCAAGUGGCUUCAGCUGUACCUGCCCCACAGGCAUCAACCUGAUGCCCGAUGGCAAGACCUGCUCACCAGGCAUGAACAGUUUCCUCAUCUUCGCCAGGAGAGUAGACAUACGCAUGGUCUCCUUGGACAUCCCUUAUUUUGCCGAUGUGGUGGUACCUAUCAACAUUACCAUGAAGAACACCAUUGCCAUUGGAGUGGAUCCCCAGGAAGGAAAGGUGUACUGGUCAGACAGUACACUGCACAGCAUCAGCCGUGCCGAUCUGGAAGGCUCACAGCAUGAGGACAUCAUCACCACAGGGCUGCAAACCACAGAUGGGCUCGCAGUGGAUGCCAUUGGCCGGAAAGUGUACUGGACAGACACGGGAACCAACCGGAUUGAAGUGGGCAACUUGGAUGGGUCCAUGAGGAAAGUGCUGGUGUGGCAGAACCUUGACAGCCCCCGGGCCAUUGUGCUGUACCACGAGAUGGGGUUCAUGUACUGGACAGACUGGGGGGAGAAUGCCAAGCUAGAACGGUCUGGAAUGGAUGGCUCAGACCGGACUGUGCUCAUCAGCAACAACCUAGGAUGGCCCAAUGGGCUGACCGUGGACAAGGCCAGUUCCCAACUGCUCUGGGCUGAUGCCCACACUGAGCGAAUUGAGGCCGCUGACCUGAACGGCGCCAGUCGGCACACGCUGGUAUCUCCCGUGCAGCAUCCAUAUGGCCUCACCCUGCUUGGCUCCUAUAUCUACUGGACUGACUGGCAGACCCGUAGCAUCCACCGUGCUGACAAGGGUACUGGCAGCAAUGUCAUCCUGGUGAGGUCCAACCUGCCAGGCCUCAUGGACAUCCAGGCCGUAGACCGGGCACAGCCACUGGGUUUUAACAAAUGCGGCUCUAGAAAUGGCGGCUGCUCCCACCUCUGCUUGCCUCGGCCCUCGGGGUUCUCCUGUGCCUGCCCCACUGGCAUCCAGCUGAAGGGAGAUGGGAAGACGUGUGAUCCCUCUCCCGAGACCUACCUACUCUUCUCCAGCCGCGGCUCCAUCCGGCGUAUCUCGCUGGACACCAGCGACCACACAGAUGUGCACGUCCCCGUCCCUGAGCUCAACAAUGUCAUCUCCCUGGACUAUGACAGUGUGGAUGGAAAGGUCUAUUACACAGAUGUAUUCCUGGAUGUUAUCAGGCGAGCAGAUCUGAAUGGCAGCAACAUGGAGACAGUGAUCGGGCGUGGCCUGAAGACCACUGACGGGCUGGCAGUAGACUGGGUGGCCAGGAAUCUGUACUGGACAGAUACGGGCCGAAAUACCAUUGAGGCAUCAAGGCUAGAUGGUUCCUGCCGCAAAGUGCUGAUCAACAAUAGCCUGGAUGAGCCUCGGGCCAUCGCCGUUUUCCCCAGGAAGGGGUACCUCUUCUGGACAGACUGGGGCCACAUUGCCAAGAUUGAGCGGGCAAACUUGGACGGCUCUGAGCGGAAGGUCCUCAUCAACACAGACCUGGGUUGGCCCAAUGGCCUUACCCUGGACUAUGAUACCCGCAGGAUCUAUUGGGUGGACGCCCAUCUGGACCGGAUUGAGAGCUCUGACCUCAAUGGGAAGCUACGGCAGGUGUUAGUCAGCCACGUGUCCCACCCCUUUGCUCUCACUCAGCAGGACAGGUGGAUCUACUGGACAGACUGGCAGACCAAGUCAAUCCAGCGUGUCGACAAGUACUCAGGCCGGAGCAAGGAGACGGUGUUGGCAAAUGUGGAAGGGCUCAUGGAUAUCAUUGUGGUUUCUCCUCAGCGGCAGACAGGGACCAAUGCCUGUGGUGUGAAUAAUGGAGGCUGCACCCACCUCUGCUUUGCCAGAGCCUCUGACUUCGUGUGUGCCUGUCCUGACGAGCCCGAUGGCCGGCCCUGCUCCCUUGUACCUGGUCUAGUGCCCCCAGCUCCCAGGGCUACCAGCAUAAGUGAAAGGAGCCCUGUGCUACCCAACACACUUCCUACCACCUUGCGUUCCUCAACCACCCGGACCCACACAUCUCUGGAGGAGGUGGAAGGAAGAUGCUCUGAAAAGGAUGCUCGGCUGGGCCUCUGUGCACAUUCCAAUGAGGCCAUACCUGCUGCUCCAGGGGAAGGACUUCAUGUCAGCUACGUCAUCGGUGGACUCCUCAGCAUUCUGCUGAUUUUGGUAGCAAUUGCAGCUUUGAUGCUGUACAGACACAAAAAAUCCAAGUUAACUGACCCGGGAAUGGGAAACCUGACCUACAGCAACCCUUCCUACCGAACUUCCACUCAAGAAGUGAAAAUUGAAGCAAUCCCGAAACCAGCCAUGUACAAUCAACUGUGCUAUAAGAAAGAGGGCGGGCCUGACCAUAACUACAGCAAGGAGAAGAUCAAGAUUGUAGAGGGAAUCUGCCUUCUGUCUGGGGACGAUGCUGAGUGGGACGACCUCAAGCAACUCCGCAGCUCACGGGGGGGCCUUCUGCGGGAUCAUGUGUGCAUGAAGACAGACACAGUGUCCAUCCAGGCCAGCUCUGGCUCCCUGGAUGACACGGAGACAGAGCAGCUGCUGCAGGAAGAGCAGUCUGAGUGCAGCAGUGUCCAUACCGCAGCCACUCCUGAAAGACGGGGCUCUCUGCCAGACACGGGCUGGAAACAUGAACGCAAGCUCUCCUCAGAGAGCCAGGUCUAA